Messenger RNA from Dovyalis caffra, 615 nucleotides. The record is from the annotation of a GenBank genome assembly. NCBI's taxonomy places the organism in Eukaryota, Viridiplantae, Streptophyta, Magnoliopsida, Malpighiales, Salicaceae.
AUGGUGUCCGCCAGCAGCGAAGGUUGGAUUGUUGCUGUUAGUUUGGCUUUUGAUCCGUCAAAAUCAUUUCAUUUCAAAGUUAUUUGUGUUUGGAGGUUAGUUGACAAUGAAAAUGAUCAUCAAGAUCUUGCUUUUCUUGUUCCUCAAACCUAUCAGAUAGGGAUAUAUUCGUCUGAGACAGCGAGUUGGGGUCCAUCAGGUGAUCCUUUUAGUGCUUCAAUCACCACUGAUUUUGAUAAUGGUGUGUUUUGGAAUGUUGCCAUUCACUGGCUAUGUCAGGAGAGGAGUUGUCUCUACUUUGACGUUGAUAAGGAAUGCUUGAGAACAAUGUGUGGAAGGCCAUGCCUCAGAUCAGAGAGCAUGGACAGGUUCCGAUACUUUGGUGAAUGCUGUGGCCGCUUGCUUCUUGUUGAGGUUGACAUGCUUAAUGAUUCUGUCUUCCAUGUUCUUGAAGUGGAGAGGGAUCAGUACUCGAGAGGGUGGGUUACCAAGUACUGUAUCAGUCUUGAUAGAAUAGGAGUGGCAUUUGGGCGUUCCAUUUUUAGUGUUGUUGGUGCAGAUCAAGAGGAUGGUCUGGCACUGGUGAUAUGGGGACAGCAGGGUCCUUUUCUAUAA